AUGGCUAUACCAACGGAUGAUGAAAUCAUGGAAACAACGCAGGAAUGUGAUGCUAUAUACCAAGAAGAGGACAAGUCCAAUGCCGGACAUGUUCAGUGUACUGAUGACGAGAAGUCGCAAACCUCAAUCCCAACUAAUACGAGGAAUAAUGUCAUUAAACAAAAGACAACAAAAUCAAACUAUGUCGUGCUUGUUACAAUAAUUUCUUGUGUCAUGACUAUUGUCCAAACACUUCAAAGUGAGUUCAUGAAUAUAUUCAAAAAACAUACGGAUAGUAACAGUUUGUUUCAUGAUCAUCGUAAUAAAAUGUCAUGGAUGACACUUAAGUCAAAAAGAGAUUAUUACAUGCCGAAAUGUAAAGCAUGGCUAAACAGAUUUGUGAGACCAUUUCAUUUUUACCCAAAAACGUUUUUGAAGACGUACCUAUUAGACCCUGAGGAAUACAACAAAUUUGUAGAUCAACAAAAAUCAAAACAAUCCAGUUAUUUGAACGAAUCUAUGCAAUUUGAGUGGUGUAGAUUGUCAAGUUUUGCAUCUUAUCCAAACACAAAUAUUUCAGUAAUAAAGCUGGCCAAAGCUGGAUAUUACUAUAACGGAAAUGGAGACGAAGUUAUCUGUUAUUUUUGUAAAUCGAAACAUAAACACUGGAAAUCAACAGACGACCCAAAAGAAAUCCAUAAGGGAAAGACACCAGAAUGUCCCUUUGUCAUAAAACAUUUAAGUGCUACGUCAAAACAAAAUCAUGUGACUAUUCCUGCAUGUGACGGAGCUCAUUCCUCUGCUGGAGCGUGUGGAAACGCAGCAGAUACUAAAAAUUUAUCAGUUGUCAGUGAUAAACAUUGUGAAUUUGUAGGGGAACAAGGUGCAAAUGAAGCAAGGGCUAAUCAUGAUAAUACGUUUACAGUUGACAGGAAUAAUGAAAAUAAUACUGCCCCAGUUGACAGAAAUCAUGAACAUAUUGUUACAGUUGAGAGGAAUAUAACGUCAACUCGAAAUAGUGAAAUAUCCGAAAACCUAGUAAAUAAUGUAUCUGACAGGCAGAGGGAAAGCAGUGAAGCCAUUUCAUCACAUAUAGGUACCGAGGAUCACUGCAGAUGCUUCUUUUGCGGAGGAGGUUUGAGACGAUGGGAGGAAGGAGAUUUGCCUUGGACAGAGCAUGCCCGAUGGUAUCCUAAGUGUCCAUUUGUCAUCCAAUGUAAGGGUGAGAAGUUUAUUGAGGAUGUACAAAAGGGACAAAAUCCGGAAAUUACUGAAAAUUUGGCAGAAAACAAACCAAAGAAAUCUCCUCUUGGAAUAAAUGGUUUCAAAAAUAACCCAGCAGUACAAACCAUUCUUGACUUUGGAUACGAAUCUAAUGUUGUUAAGGCAGCUUAUACACGAUUGAAAGAAUCCGGAAUACAUGAUAUAUCGGCUUCACUUUUGUUAGAUACCAUUUAUGAAAAAGCAGAGAGUGAAAAUCACAAUGCCACCUCUGACCAGGCAAUUGCUUGUCCUAAUUCAAUUCCAAUGAAAGAACCAGAUGAUAAAGAACUUUCCAACAAAACACCAGAAAACAUUGAGAAAAUUGACCCAACGCUUGAAUUAUCUAUAAGGAAUCUAGAGAAAGAAAACAGGAAUUUAAAAGAUCAACAAACCUGUAAGAUUUGCUUGGACGAGCCGGUGGCCAUUGUUUUUCUCCCAUGUGGUCACAUGGCUGCAUGUAUUAAUUGUGCUCCAGCGUUGAGAAGAUGUCCAAUCUGCAGAGCUUUUAUCAAAGGAACUGUAAAAGCUAUAAUGUGCUGAGAUGUAUUUUAUUGUAAGAUAUGUAUGAAUUGAUAACUGUUUGGGAAAUGUUCAAUUCUUAUUUUCAUAUUGAAGUGCAAUAAUAAGAAGGUGGAAUUACGGUAUUGCUUGAAACUAUAUGGUAAAUACGGAAGAAACGGGAAGCGAUGAAACCCAUAUCAAGUACAAUUAUAAAUUAUCAUAGAAACUAUGUAUAAUGAUAAACAAGCUGUUGUUUAUUGAUAUUAUUUGUUAUUUUGUUAGUCAUAACUAUCAGCUUUGGUUAUAUCUUAUGUACAGUUAGUUUGAAUAAUUGUAUCAUUAUUAACUCAAUGUACAUUUAUGUUGACCAAUGCACAUGUAUAACAUUUAGACGUAAAAUGUCGUCUUGUAAACUAUUGUGACAGCAUCCAUGUAUCAACUGAAUGGGGAAACUUAUUUGAUGAAAUAAUAAUUGGUUUACUUAAUAUCCAUAUUGUGACUAAGAUAAAGAGUUGUCUCAUCGACUAAAUUAAAUGCUUUUUGUAAAUGUUCAUAUAUUUGAAUUGAGAUUUAUUGUUGUGACAUGUUGUUAUAUGUACAUUUUAAGAAAAGUUUUCGUAAUAAUGUUUUGAUUUUAUAUAAUUUCACUUGUUUUAAAUAAAACUAUUUGCUCUUA
Messenger RNA from Mytilus trossulus (common blue mussel), 2419 nucleotides. RefSeq names its product putative inhibitor of apoptosis. The record is from RefSeq and is a predicted model, not a curated record. Gene Ontology annotation, molecular function: cysteine-type endopeptidase inhibitor activity involved in apoptotic process; ubiquitin protein ligase activity. The transcript has 5 exons. NCBI's taxonomy places the organism in Eukaryota, Metazoa, Mollusca, Bivalvia, Mytilida, Mytilidae. Gene Ontology annotation, cellular component: cytoplasm; nucleus. Bases 1 to 1782 code for a protein of 593 amino acids. Gene Ontology annotation, biological process: negative regulation of apoptotic process; positive regulation of protein ubiquitination; regulation of cell cycle.